UACUUUCCAUCGCUGUCUCUCCCCCGCUCCGUUGCGAUUUCCCCCUUCAUCGUAUUAAGGCCAAGCCUCUCUCCUCGCGGACUCAGCCCGGAGGCCACGGGACUGCCACAUGCUGCGGAGGGGGCGGGAUUUGUAGCUCCUGGUUCCCUGGGUGUAAUGAGCGGGUGCCAAGCAAGGCUUGUGCUGCAAUCCUGUGCGUCCUUUUCCUGGGCAUGAGCCCCACUGAAUAGAGCUGGGCUGACUUCAGAGUUCUGCAGUUAUGGAACUGAGUGAUGCCAAUUUGCAGACUUUGACAGAAUACUUAAAGAAGACUCUUGAUCCUGAUCCUGCCAUAAGGCGUCCUGCGGAAAAAUUCCUUGAGUCGGUUGAAGGAAACCAGAAUUACCCACUGCUACUUUUAACACUACUGGAGAAGUCCCAAGAUAAUGUCAUCAAAGUGUGUGCCUCUGUCACAUUCAAGAAUUACAUUAAAAGGAACUGGAGAAUUAUUGAAGAUGAACCGAACAAAAUAUGUGAAGCCGACAGGAUAGCCAUCAAAGCCAACAUAGUACACCUAAUGCUUAGCAGUCCAGAACAAAUUCAAAAACAGUUAAGUGAUGCUAUCAGCAUAAUUGGUAGAGAAGACUUCCCUCAGAAAUGGCCUGAUCUGCUAACGGAGAUGGUGAAUCGCUUUCAGAGUGGAGAUUUCCAUGUUAUUAAUGGAGUUCUUCGUACAGCACAUUCUUUAUUCAAAAGGUAUCGUCAUGAGUUUAAAUCAAAUGAACUGUGGACAGAGAUCAAACUUGUUCUUGAUGCUUUCGCACUUCCCUUGACAAAUCUCUUUAAGGCCACAAUUGAGCUUUGUAGUACUCAUGCAAAUGAUGUCAGUGCUUUGAAAGUCCUCUUCUCUUCUCUGAUUCUGAUUGCUAAGCUGUUCUACAGUUUAAAUUUUCAGGAUCUUCCUGAAUUUUUUGAAGAUAACAUGGAAACCUGGAUGAUGAAUUUCCAUAAUCUUCUAACUUUGGAUAACAAACUGUUACAGACAGAUGAUGAAGAAGAGGCUGGUCUGUUAGAGCUUUUGAAAUCCCAAAUUUGUGACAAUGCAGCCUUGUACGCCCAAAAAUAUGAUGAAGAAUUUCAACCUUACCUGCCCCGUUUUGUCACAGCAAUCUGGAAUUUAUUAGUCACAACAGGGCAAGAAGUUAAAUAUGAUUUGUUGGUAAGCAACGCCAUCCAGUUUCUAGCUUCUGUUUGUGAGAGGCCCCAUUAUAAGCACCUGUUUGAAGACCAGAAUACACUGACAAGUAUUUGUGAAAAAGUCAUUGUUCCCAACAUGGAAUUUAGAGCUGCUGAUGAAGAAGCCUUUGAAGAUAAUUCUGAAGAAUAUAUCAGAAGAGAUUUGGAAGGAUCUGAUAUUGAUACCAGACGCAGAGCAGCCUGUGAUCUUGUAAGAGGGUUGUGCAAGUUUUUUGAAGGACCUGUUACUGGGAUCUUUUCUGGUUACGUUAACUCUAUGCUGCAGGAAUAUGCAAAGAAUCCAUCUGUCAACUGGAAGCAUAAAGAUGCUGCUAUUUACCUUGUAACGUCUCUGGCAUCGAAAGCUCAGACACAAAAGCAUGGAAUAACACAAGCCAAUGAACUUGUAAACCUGACGGAAUUCUUUGUGAAUCACAUUCUACCGGACCUGAAGUCUCCUAAUGUGAAUGAGUUUCCCGUGCUUAAGGCUGAUGGUAUCAAGUACAUCAUGAUUUUCAGGAACCAAGUACCCAAAGAACAACUAUUGGUGUCUAUUCCUCUCCUAAUCAAUCAUCUUCAAGCAGAAAGCAUUGUAGUUCAUACUUACGCAGCCCAUGCCCUUGAAAGGUUAUUUACAAUGAAAGGAGCGAACAACACUACACUGAUUACAGCUGCAGAGAUGGCACCUUGUACAGAAAUGCUACUAACAAACCUCUUCAAAGCACUGACACUUCCAGGGUCAUCAGAAAAUGAGUAUAUUAUGAAAGCUAUCAUGAGAAGCUUUUCCCUACUUCAGGAAGCCAUAAUUCCCUACAUCCCUUCUCUCAUCACUCAACUCACACAGAAACUGCUUGCUGUCAGUAAGAAUCCAAGCAAGCCUCACUUUAAUCAUUACAUGUUUGAAUCAAUUUGCUUGUCAAUAAGGAUAACUUGCAAAGCAAACCCCACUGCCAUUGGAAGCUUUGAAGAUGCUUUGUUUAUGGUGUUCACAGAGAUUUUGCAGAAUGAUGUGCAAGAAUUCAUUCCAUAUGUGUUUCAAGUGAUGUCUCUGCUUCUGGAAAUGCAUAAAAAUGACAUCCCAUCGUCGUAUAUGGCCUUAUUUCCACAUCUGCUUCAGCCAGUCUUGUGGGAGAGGUCAGGAAACAUCCCCCCUUUGGUGAGACUCCUUCAGGCCUACUUGGAGAAAGGUGCCAGCACGAUAGCAAACGCCGCAGCUGACAAAAUUCCUGGACUAUUGGGUGUGUUCCAGAAACUUAUUGCCUCUAAACUUAAUGACCAUCAAGGAUUCUACCUUCUCAACAGUAUUAUAGAACAUAUGCCCCCUGAAUCCAUUGAUCAGUACAGGAAACAAAUUUUUAUCCUGUUAUUCCAAAGACUUCAGAAUUCCAAAACAACAAAAUUUAUCAAAAGUUUCUUAGUCUUUAUCAACUUGUAUUGUGUAAGAUACGGAGCAAUAGCACUUCAAGAAAUAUUUGACAGUAUACAGCCAAAGAUGUUUGGAAUGGUUUUAGAGAAAAUCAUAAUACCGGAAAUACAGAAAGUAUCUGGGCAAGUAGAAAAGAAAAUCUGUGCCGUUGGUAUAACAAAAAUUCUAACAGAAUGCCCGCCUAUGAUGGACACAGAAUACACAAAGUUGUGGACACCCCUUCUUCAGGCCCUCAUUGGUCUCUUUGAGUUGCCUGAAGAUGAUACCCUUCCUGACGAAGAACACUUCAUUGAUAUAGAAGACACGCCAGGGUACCAAACUGCAUUCUCCCAGCUUGCCUUUGCUGGGAAAAAAGAGCACGACCCAGUGGGCCAAAUUGUGAACAAUCCUAAAAUCCAUCUCGCACAGUCUCUUCACAAGUUAUCAACUGCAUGUCCAGGCAGGGUUACCUCAAUGCUGAGUACUAGCCUGAAUGCAGAAGCUUUGAAGUUUCUUCAAGGAUACUUACAGGCUGCAAGUGUAACAUUGCUCUGACCUCUUUAUUUUGAAUGGGAGAAUUUCAAAGUUGCAUCAAGAUAUUGACUGUUCUAAACAAAGCUCGGACACGGUGAAGCGAGUUGCUACUUCAAAAAACACAUCAAUGAAUAACUGCUUGAUACAGAAGCUGAAUGAUACUUCGUUCAUGUGAUCAUAGGUAAAGAAGCAAAUGACUUUCCCAUUCCCAGUUUGCUUUCAAAGGGAAUAGUAAUAGGAGUUUAUCAUUUGGGAUUGAUUGGAGUUCCACAUCUGCAGUGUUUGGGUAUCAUUUUAAAAUGUAUAGAGUACUGGAUGCAAACUCAUGUUGUCACUUAUUUUUUCCAGUUUAUUGUCAUUUGUAUUUCUUUUGUGUCUCAAAAACUUUAUCCGAAUUGUGAAUAAAUAAGCUCUUGUUUAAAGUAUUUGUCUAGCAAUAUAUAUCUUACUAUGGUAGAAUAAAUUGUAGUUGUCUGCAAAGAAACUGUCAAUUAGUCCCAGUAAUACCCAGCACUUCUUAAUUUGCUUUUCCACCUGAGCUUUACCGUAACACUAUUCAUGACAAACAUUAGAAUUGUAUUUGGAGAGGCACCUUCAUAGCAUUCUUGACUCUUUAGUGUCUCAGUCAUACUUGAACAUCCCACCCAUCUUUCAGGAAAUGCAUUGCUAUGAAAUAUAGUGGAAAAUAAAUGUCUCAGAUUUAAUCCAUGCAGGUGCUUCUUGUUAAGCAGUUCUGUUCAGCUGCAUUUGGGACUUGCUGGAAUUCUUCAAUUUCAUAUUUUAAACACUGAAAAGCUGAGUCUUAAUAUUGGUUAGUGAAAGGUAACAUUAUUCUGGAGGAACUGUAUCUUGCUGAAAUUUUGUCUAGGGUUGUGUAAUCACUGCUGUUAAUAUGUGGUAUGAGUACCUAGGAGGCUUAAGGUUACAGAUAUUCAGAAAGAAAUAAAAUAAAAUUAGGCAAUUUAUUAUCUCUUACUCUUAUCUCAGAUGUUUAACAAGACUGAAAUGACCUUUACAAAUUUAGUGCUAUAGACCGUUAAAUAACGCGAGAUGAGCGCUGCAACCCCAGAGUCGGUCACGACUGGACCCAAUGGUUAGGGGUCCCUUUAACUAUAGGAGUGAUCUUCACAAUUGUAUACAGCUUGAACUUCCUUAAAAAUAAUUACUAUGCAACUUGAAUAUUCUAACCACUAGGCCCAGAAAACAGUCUUGAAGGCACAUGAUGCAGUUCUACUGCUGAAGGUCUGGGCCUCAGUAGUGCAUGAGUGUGUGACUACCUAAGAACCAAGUGCAAACCAUUUUCUGCAGCAAGAAUAGGACACAAGCCAAUUAAAAAGCAAGUUGACAGUCAAAUGUAUUCUGAUUUCCUUUUUUUAGUAUGGACUCAUGACCUGUGUGUGUGUGUGUGUGUGUGUGUGUGUGUGUGUGUGUGUGUGUGACUCCAGGAAUCCUGAUGCAAUACAGACGAUAGCAAUGGGCCUUUAAAUAUGUUUUCAUGUACCACUAGCUGGCCCUGCACGCAUUGCUGUGCGUUAGUCUGUGAAAUGGAGGGUAAUAGCCCCCUUUCAGGUCCCCCUGAGCCACAGAGUCCCCCUGAGUCGAGGCGAGAUACUGUGGAGAGGGCAGAUUUCAUCCCUG
Molecule: messenger RNA, 4792 nt
Organism: Zootoca vivipara (common lizard)
Lineage: Eukaryota; Metazoa; Chordata; Lepidosauria; Squamata; Lacertidae
Gene: CSE1L
Product: chromosome segregation 1 like
Biological process (GO): protein import into nucleus; protein export from nucleus
Cellular component (GO): cytosol; nuclear envelope
Molecular function (GO): nuclear export signal receptor activity; small GTPase binding
Source: RefSeq, a predicted model, not a curated record